Hordeum vulgare subsp. vulgare (domesticated barley) is the source of this 1242-nucleotide messenger RNA. RefSeq lists its product as uncharacterized. The transcript is spliced from 6 exons. Lineage: Eukaryota; Viridiplantae; Streptophyta; Magnoliopsida; Poales; Poaceae. The coding region runs from base 29 to 1168 and encodes 379 amino acids. The record is from RefSeq and is a predicted model, not a curated record.
UGAAAAUCAAACAUUCAAGGUUUCAAAAAUGAAGGAAAGAAAAGCUACUAGAGGGCUCCUUCUUCUAUCAUAUCUUAUUCUUGUCACCCAAGGGAUUAGUACAAGAACUGUAAUCCAAAGGGAAAAUACUCGCGAGAUCCUCACCCAUCGAGGAGUUAAUAAAACCAUCAUGAUGGAAGGUGGAGAUGUGUAUGAUUGCGUUAAUUUGAAUCUCCAACCAGCUUUUGACCACCCAUUGUUAAAAGAUCACAAAAUUCAGAUGGAACCAAGUUCUUUACCAGUUGGAAAAAACAGAAAAUAUCCCUUUCUACAAGUUGCGCAUCUAUCUCUUGUCGAAUGCCCACCUGGAACGGUCCCAGUACUACGUAAUAAUAGAAGGGACCAAAUAGCAGUACACAUUAUGGAUCAAGAGAUGAACAACGAUGACCAACUAGAGGUGGCUGGAAUCAAAUAUUCGGAUGAUUUGUUUGGGGUGCGAGCAACAAUAAAUGUGUAUGAGCCAAAGGUGAAAAAGGAUAGCAAGGAUAUUAGUCAAUCAGGGAUGCAAAUUGAUAAUGGACCAAUGGGUCAUAUUGAAAGUGUAGUAGCUUGUUAUUCGGUAGCACCAAGCUACACUGGUGAUGGCUUUGCGAGGUUUCAUGUUGCUUGGCGUGAUGUCAUACUAAAGAAGUCCUGCUACGAUCACACUUGUCCUGGUUUUGUCCAAGUUAGCCAUCGUGUUGGUCUUGGAGGAAGAGUACUUCCUGUUUCCGUCUACAAUGGACCACAAUAUGUGAUAGACAUUUUAAUUUUCAAGGAUCCAAAAACAAAGAAUUGGUGGGUGGCGUAUGGUGAAGAGAAAACACUAAUUGGAUAUUGGCCAAAUUCACUAUUCUCUCAAAUUAAGUAUAAAGGAAAUUUCUCAUUUUGGGGUGGGCAAGUUUCGGGCCCGACAGCUUCAUCACACUCUCCACAAAUUGGUAGUGGGCAUUUUGCUACUGAAGGGUAUGGAAAAGCAGCUUUUAUGAGAAACAUCCAAAUUGUUGACGGUAAUAGCAAGCUUGUAACCCCAAAUAAAGACAAAGACAUUGUUGGCACGAGUGAUUUAAAGAAAUAUAGUGUUGAUGGUUAUGAAGUUAAUAAACAUGGUAUGCAUAUGUACUAUGGUGGACCAGGAAAUUUGGUCUGAGAAUGUACUAUAUAGACUACAAUAAAUUGUCAAUGUACUCCCAAGUUGAACAUUUGUAUAUCUUCUCGGAUUUU